This is a messenger RNA of Danio rerio (zebrafish), 1429 nucleotides long. Lineage: Eukaryota; Metazoa; Chordata; Actinopteri; Cypriniformes; Danionidae. The record is from RefSeq and is a predicted model, not a curated record.
CAGUCUAUGGGUUAACGUGAAAGAGGGUGGAAGUUAAUUGAGAGACAAGUGACUUAUAUGCUUGUGUCGGGGUUCAAACACAAUCAUUGUUCAACAGCUCAAGACAGGAGCUACUCACUUGUAAGACGAAGAUCUGACAGGUCUCUUGUGUUGGUGUAAACAUGAGUUGGAGCUUCUUGACACGUUUGCUUGAUGAAAUCUCCAACCAUUCUACUUUUGUGGGAAAGAUCUGGCUCACUCUCCUCAUUGUCUUCCGAAUCGUCCUGACAGUGGUGGGCGGUGAGACCAUCUAUGAUGAUGAACAGAGCGAGUUUGUGUGCAAUACACUACAGCCCGGUUGUAAGAACGUGUGCUAUGAUGCUUUUGCCCCUUUAUCUCACGUUCGAUUUUGGGUUUUUCAAAUCAUUAUGAUAACCACCCCAUCCAUUAUGUAUCUCGGCUUUGCCAUGCACAAAAUUGCUCAAAUGGCCGAAAACGAAUACCAACCACGCAAACGCAAAAUGCUGUCUACGGUUCAUCGAGGAAUGAGCCGUGACUAUGACAUGGUAGACGAGAUGAGUGAAGAAGUUCCCAUGAUCCCAGAAGAGAUUAAGCCAUUAGAGAAGGACAACAAAUCAGCAGCUUCAACCAAGACUACCGCUGCUUCUGAUGCUGCCGUGAAACAUGAUGGCCGACGCCGCAUCAAGAGAGAUGGUCUCAUGAAGGUGUACGUGUUACAGUUGAUCUCUCGUGUUGCCUUUGAGAUAGCUUUCCUCUUUGGCCAAUAUAUUCUUUAUGGUUUUGAGGUCUCUCCGUCCUACAUUUGCACCCGAAGCCCUUGCCCACACACUGUGGAUUGCUUUGUCUCACGUCCCACUGAAAAAACCAUCUUCCUGCUCAUCAUGUAUGUUGUCAGUGCAUUCUGUCUGGCACUGACUGUUUUGGAAAUCCUGCAUCUAGGAAUUGGUGGCUUGAGGGACUCUUUUCGUAGUCGAGCGAAUCGGAGACUCCCUGUUCAUAGGCCAUCUACGUCCACCAUCUGUCACCCCCUUCCCAGUGCUCCACCUGGAUAUCAGGCUGUCCAGAAAAAGUACUCCUCAGGCAAGCUAAAGGCUGAGUUCCUGGCAGACUCGGGACGGGAGUCACUGGGUGGUGACAACACUACUCGUGAUUUAGACCGUCUGCGGAGGCAUCUGAAAAUUGCAGAGCAACACCUGGACCAGGCCUACCACACUGAGGAAGUAGGGGCUUCACACAACAGCGGGCCUGACUCUAAAAGCAUCGCUGCUGAGCAAAACCGACUCAACCAAGCGCAGGAAGGCUUUGGCAGCACUGAGGAAAAAGUUUUUAAAGAGGCUCACGCUUGAAGCAAGUUUUCCAUCUGGCUCUCCGUUAAACAAACCAAUUCCCAGCGAAGACGCUAAUGUUGGAGGGCACAAGAUUUCCACUU